Molecule: messenger RNA, 1279 nt
Organism: Lindgomyces ingoldianus
Lineage: Eukaryota; Fungi; Ascomycota; Dothideomycetes; Pleosporales; Lindgomycetaceae
Product: DnaJ-domain-containing protein
Exons: 2
Coding region: 49-1119 (356 amino acids)
Cellular component (GO): cytoplasm; nucleus
Molecular function (GO): heat shock protein binding
Source: RefSeq, a predicted model, not a curated record
GACUGUGGUUUGUCAUCCUCUGCCUUUUAUCCACAAACACCAUUCCACAUGGCGAGACCAAGACGACAGAAGAAAGAAAAGGACCUCAAGGAUGACGAGUUCAUAGACGGCGAGGAGGAUGUGGAAGUUGACGACGAUGCGCCGCCCACCAUCGAUCCUUACGCUGUGCUUGGACUAGAACAAGAUGCGACCGCCGACGAUGUGAAGAAAGCGUAUCGGAAGCAGGCACUGCUUUAUCAUCCCGACAAAUCCCAAGACUCCAACAAAUCCAACGCGGUCAAAAAAUUCCAAGAAAUCGCCUUCGCCUACGCUGUCCUCUCCGACGAACGUCGCCGCAAGCGCUAUAACCUCACCGGCAGCACCGCCGAGACCCUCGACCACUCCGAUGAAGAUUUCGACUGGCUCAGCUUCUACCGCGAGCAGUUCGAGAACAUCGUCACCGAGGAGAACAUCCAGAUCAUUAAGGAUGAGUACAAAGGCAGUGCUGAAGAACGGGAAGCCCUGUUGGAUGCGUAUACGCGGUAUAAGGGCAACUUGGACAAGAUUUACAAUUCAGUGAUGUGCUCGGAUGUAGUAGAAGAUGAUGACCGGUUUCGACAGAUUCUGGAUGAGGAGAUUGCGAAGGGGACGAUUGAGUCGUUUCCUACGUACGAGCGUCAGAAUAAUGAUCAGGCGAGGGAGAAGGUGAAAGCGGCUGAGCGGAAGAGAGUUGAGGAGUUCAAGAAGCGGAAUGAAGGGAAUGUUAAGGGUCUGAAGAAGGAAGGCAAGAAGGGGGAUAUGAAUGACCUGGCGGCAUUGAUCAAACAGAGGCAGCAAUCUCGUGCGGGGGGUUUUUUCGACCAUUUAGAGGCGAAGUAUACGGCUAAAGAGGACAGGAAGGGCAAGAAAAGGGCGAAGCCGAUGGAUGAGCCGCCGGAGGAGCUGUUUCAGGCGAACAUUGACCGCAUGAAGCGGAGUCGGGGGAAUGCCCGUGAGGCGAGGAAGAAGAUUGUUGUAGAUGAGGAGGAUGACGUAUCGGAAGAUAUGGGCGUGUCUGACGAGGAUGACGCUCCACCGAAAGCCUCCCGGAAGACAAAAGCUAAGGCUAAAGGCCGAGCUCGAACAAAGGCUCGCAUGUAGGCCAAAGACAUCAAGCAGUCUCAGAGAGGGCAGCGGGCAAUUCAAUGGGUAUUUCGGACACUCAGCGUGGCGUUUUUUGGUAUGUAAAUAAACGCCGGCUUGCACGGUUUAGCAGAAGGUUAAGGAGUCCACAUUCGAUGGAGUUCAGGCCGGUAGUAGC